This is a messenger RNA of Ilex paraguariensis (yerba mate), 879 nucleotides long. The record is from the annotation of a GenBank genome assembly. NCBI's taxonomy places the organism in Eukaryota, Viridiplantae, Streptophyta, Magnoliopsida, Aquifoliales, Aquifoliaceae.
AUGGCGGAAAUAGGGUUUUUAGGGAUGGGAAUCAUGGGCAAGGCCAUGGCAGUGAACUUGCUCCGCCAUGGUUUUAAGCUCACUGUUUGGAACCGCACUCUAUCCAGGUGUGAUGAGUUGGUGAAGCACGGCGCUUCUGUUAAAGAAACUCCUGCAGCAGUAAUCAAGAAAUGCAAGUAUACCAUUGGAAUGCUGUCUGAUCCUGCUGCAGCUCUUUCGGUGGUCUUUGACAAAGAUGGCGUUCUUGAGCAAAUGUGCAGUGGAAAAGGGUACAUUGACAUGUCAACUGUUGAUGCUGAUACUUCUUCAAAGAUCUGUGAGGCAAUUACGUCAAAGGAUGGUUAUUUCCUUGAAGCUCCAGUUUCAGGCAGCAAAAAACCUGCUGAAGAUGGUCAGCUAGUGAUCCUUGCCGCUGGGGAAAAGGCAUUGUAUGAGGAAGCUCUCCCUGCUUUUGAUGUCAUGGGAAAGAAGUCCUUUUUUCUGGGGCAGAUUGGAAAUGGAGCAAAAAUGAAACUUGUUGUUAACAUGAUAAUGGGCAGUAUGAUGAAUGCAUUUUCGGAGGGACUCAUACUGGCUGACAAAAGUGGACUGGACCCUCACACUCUUCUUGAUGUGUUGGAUCUGGGCGGCAUUGCUAAUCCAAUGUUCAGGAUGAAGGGACCAACUAUGAUCCAGGAGAAUUACUCCACUGCAUUUCCUCUGAAACACCAGCAGAAGGAUAUGAGGUUAGCUCUCGCUCUUGGGGAUGAAAAUGCUGUAUCAAUGCCAGUAGCAGCUGCUGCCAAUGAGGCAUUCAAGAAAGCCAGAAGCAUGGGGCUUGGUGAUCUCGACUUUUCAGCUGUUUAUGAGACUGUCAAGAUUGCUAAAGAUUCAUCCUGA